Echinostoma caproni is the source of this 417-nucleotide messenger RNA. NCBI's taxonomy places the organism in Eukaryota, Metazoa, Platyhelminthes, Trematoda, Plagiorchiida, Echinostomatidae. The record is from the annotation of a GenBank genome assembly.
AUGCAACGCGAUCCACAGAUUCGACCAAUGCGCCCCCCAGGCUCGUUGCCUACUAAACCGUACGGACCAGUGGACGAUACGAAGGGUAAUGCUCUCUACUGGAGACGAACGACCAUCGCGUCUUUGCGAUCUGGGCGGAUGAAAGAGAAAAAAAAAUCUUCCAGUCUUCAACGCACCGAUCCGAAUGAGGAUUUGGUCAAAAGUGGUGUGAAAUCAGUCACAGUAGCGUCAGAGGACAAGUCUGGCUGGCUCGGCCGACACAACCACCUUGUUCAUUUGACAAUGCUGGUUCACGUGACUGGCGGUGGUCACGCUAGACACGUCAUGCGUCGCAUCGCAUCACGUACCGCCGUUGAUUGCCCAGAAUCAUUCAGUUAUCCAGCAAGCAGUGUAUCGUUUACUUCCUGCAUUUCUUGA